Coccidioides immitis RS is the source of this 1779-nucleotide messenger RNA. RefSeq names its product alpha-1,2-mannosyltransferase. The record is from RefSeq and is a predicted model, not a curated record. Gene Ontology annotation, cellular component: endoplasmic reticulum membrane. The coding region runs from base 1 to 1779 and encodes 592 amino acids. Gene Ontology annotation, biological process: protein N-linked glycosylation. Gene Ontology annotation, molecular function: alpha-1,2-mannosyltransferase activity. The transcript has 4 exons. NCBI's taxonomy places the organism in Eukaryota, Fungi, Ascomycota, Eurotiomycetes, Onygenales, Onygenaceae.
AUGGCUCCCAAAGCUCCAGAGUCAAGUAGCAAAUCUUCCGCAGCUCCGCAGACGAACGCAAAACCGGUUCCCCAGCCCUUCUUCCUCCCGUUGAAUGUCGUUUUCUACCUUUGCCUUUUCUCUAAUGUCCUAGCUGCCGUGUUGGCGCCUAUCCAAGAUUGCGAUGAAGUCUUCAACUACUGGGAACCAACCCAUUACCUCUCGCACGGUUAUGGCCUUCAAACUUGGGAGUACUCUCCGGAAUAUUCUAUCCGAAGCUGGUUAUACAUCACCCUCCAUGCCUUUGUCGCGAAGAUAUCUACCUUUUUUACGCGUACCAAGUCAGCUCAGUUCUACUUUGUCCGUAUGGCGUUAGCCUUCACCUGCACGAUGUGCGAAACGCGGCUUUACUCGGUGAUCUCGCGCACAUUGAACCCGCGGAUCGGAGUGCUCUUCCUUAUGAUAAUGCUAUUUAGUCCCGGCAUGUUCCAUGCUUCUACUGCCCUUUUGCCGUCUAGCUUUGCAAUGUACACAUCCAUGUUGGGUUUAUCGGCGUUCCUAGAUUCGCGUCGUGGUCUCCAAACAGCCAGGGGUAUUAUGUGGUUCGGAAUUGGUGCUCUGGUUGGAUGGCCGUUUGCCGGAGCUUUGGUGAUACCGUUCGUUCUUGAAGAGCUUGUCCUUGGAAUUAUAUUUCAGGAAGCUCAACCGGUCUUUUCGAGGAUUUUCAGUGGUAUUGCCAGAUGUCUAGGAGUUUUGCUUCUUGAGGUGGCUGUUGAUAGUUUCUUCUACCGUAAGCUCGUGGUUGUUCCCUGGAACAUAGUGGCCUACAACGUCUUUGGUGGUGCUGGAAAAGGCCCCGACAUCUUCGGCACCGAGCCGUGGACCUUUUACGCGCGGAACUUGCUACUCAACUUCAAUAUAUGGUUCGUGCUGGCGUUGUCUAGCGGUCCGCUGCUCGCACUACAAGCAUUAUUCCGCCCCCACAAGACAUCCAAGCAGACAUUACUGAGGUCUAUAACAUACCUCUUUCCAUUUUAUCUCUGGCUUGGGAUUUUCACCUUUCAGCCUCACAAAGAAGAGCGAUUCAUGUACCCUGCAUAUCCGUUUCUCGCGUUGAACGCCGCAAUUGGCCUGCAUAUACUGCUUGCCUAUCUAGGAUCGAACAACCGUCAAGAACUGGUUGGUCGUAUUCCCGUGAAACUGAAAUUUGCCGUGAUCAUAAGCGCCGCGCUUUUUGCGCUCAACCUCGGCCUUUUGAGGAUCGUGGGCACGACGACCGCAUAUAAUGCUCCACUCAAGGUUUUCGGGGACCUGGAACAACCGAAUAUAACUAGUACCGGAGAUUUUGUUUGCGUCGGGAAGGAAUGGUAUCGCUUUCCUUCGUCAUUCUUCUUGCCCGAUAAUUUGCGGGCUAAGUUCGUCAGAAGUGAAUUUAAGGGCUUACUGCCCGGAGAGUUCGUGGAAUCGAAGAAAAGCGGACCAUUCGCAGGGACUUGGAUGGUUCCAUCGGGGAUGAAUGAUAUGAAUCAGGAGGAUGUCUCCAAAUACACCGAUAUCUCGCAAUGCGACUUUUUGGUGGAUUCUUAUUUUCUCGGAGAUAGAGAAUCUGACCUCCAACCUCAUUACAUCCUCGAUGAUAAAAUGUGGGAGAAAGUUUCUUGCAAACCGUUCCUCGACAGCGGCCGUACAGGCACUUUGGGUCGCAUCCUCUGGGUUCCUGAUUUGCCAUUUAUUCCCAAGAACAUGCAACGCAAAUAUGGACAAUACUGUCUACUUAAACGGAGGGCUGCCAACGUCUGA